Sciurus carolinensis (gray squirrel) is the source of this 3747-nucleotide messenger RNA. RefSeq names its product PIF1 5'-to-3' DNA helicase (gene Pif1). The transcript is spliced from 13 exons. NCBI's taxonomy places the organism in Eukaryota, Metazoa, Chordata, Mammalia, Rodentia, Sciuridae. The coding region runs from base 112 to 2037 and encodes 641 amino acids. Gene Ontology annotation, molecular function: DNA helicase activity. The record is from RefSeq and is a predicted model, not a curated record. Gene Ontology annotation, biological process: telomere maintenance; DNA repair.
CAUAGGUUGAUUUUUCUAUCUCUAGGAUUUGAAAAUUCCUAGUUUCUCUGCUUCGCCUGUCUACAGGUUUAUUCAUCCGACUGCCCGAACAAACCUGCUGAGGCGGUGGCUAUGCUCUUGAGCACCGAGGCGGCGGCGGCGGAAUGUGAAGACGCAGAACUGCGGUGCCGUGUGACGGUGGAGGAGCUGAGCCCAGGAGGUCAGCCACGGAAACGCCAGAACUUACGCAUCGCGCAUCUGAGUCUGGGUCGAAACGAGCGCCGCGAGCUCAGGCUGCGGCUGCAGGCUCCGGGGCCAGCUGGGCAACAGCGCUGCUUCCCCCUGCGCACCGCGCGCCUCUUCACUCGCUUCGCCGCGGCGGGGCGCAGCACUGUGAGGCUCCCAGCAGACGCCGCUCCCCGGGCGGGCGCCGUGCAGCUGCUGCUCUCCGACUGCCCCCCGGACCGUCUGCGACGUUUCCUGCGCACGCUGCGCCUGAAGCUGACUGCGGACCCGGGUCCCGGGCCUGCCUCCGCCCGCGCGCAGCUACUCAACCCGCGACCCCGGGACUUCGUCACUAUCAGCCCAGUGCAGCGGGAGGAACUGCGACGUGUGGCAGCCACGCGGGUUCUAGACACCACGCUGGCCAAGCAGCCGAUGGAACCCGGGACUGUGGUCAAACCCAGCAUGGAAGCCCCAAGGUGGCCCCUGCCUGUGAAGAGACUGAGCUUGCUCCCCACCAAGCCACAGCUUUCUGAGGAACAGGCUGCUGUGCUAAGGGUUGUCCUGAAAGGCCAGAGCGUUUUCUUCACUGGGAGCGCAGGGACUGGGAAGUCAUAUCUGCUGAAGCGGAUCCUGGGCUCACUGCCCCCCACAGGCACUGUGGCCACUGCCAGCACUGGGGUGGCAGCCUGCCACAUUGGGGGCACUACCCUCCAUGCUUUUGCAGGCAUUGGCUCAGGCAAGGCUCCCCUGGCCCAGUGUGUGGCUCUGGCCCAGCGACCAGUCGUGCGGCAGGGCUGGCUAAACUGCCAGAGGUUGAUCAUUGAUGAGAUCUCUAUGGUGGAGGCAGAACUGUUUGACAAGCUGGAGGCUGUGGCCAGAGCUGUCCGCCAGCAGAACAAGCCAUUUGGAGGGAUCCAGCUCAUCAUCUGUGGGGACUUCCUGCAGCUGCCACCAGUGACCAAGGGCUCCCAACCCCCUAAGUUCUGCUUCCAGGCCAAGAGCUGGAGGAGGUGUGUGCCAGUGACCCUGGAGCUGACUGAGGUGUGGAGGCAGGCCGACCAGACCUUCAUCUCUCUGCUGCAGGCUGUGAGGCUGGGCAAGUGCUCCGAUGAGGUGAUCCGCCAGCUCAAGGCCACAGCUACCCACAAGGUAGGGCGAGACGGAAUUGUGGCCACAAGGCUCUGCACCCACCAGGAUGACGUGGCCCUCACCAAUGAGAGACGGCUGCAGGAGCUGCCAGGUGAGGUACAUAGCUUUGAGGCUUUGGAUAGCGAUCCUGAGUUAGCCCGGACCCUGGAUGCCCAGUGUCCUGUCAGUCAGCUCCUUCAGCUAAAGCUGGGAGCUCAGGUGAUGCUGGUGAAGAAUUUAGCUGUGUCCAGGGGCCUGGUGAACGGUGCCCGAGGUGUGGUAGUCGGGUUUGAGACUGAAGGGCGAGGGCUGCCCCAAGUGCGCUUCCUGUGUGGAGUCACUGAGGUCAUCCGUGCUGACCGCUGGACAGUUCAGGCCGCUGGGGGCCAACUCCUCAGUCGCCAGCAGCUGCCCCUCCAACUGGCCUGGGCGAUAUCCAUCCACAAGAGCCAGGGCAUGUCUCUGGAUUGUGUGGAGAUCUCUCUGGGAAGAGUAUUUGCCAGUGGUCAAGCCUAUGUGGCCCUUUCCCGAGCCCGCAGCCUACAGGGCCUGCGUGUGCUGGACUUUGACCCCAUGGUAGUUCACUGUGACCCCCGUGUGCUGCACUACUAUGCCACCCUGCGGCAGGGCAGAGACCUCAAUAUGGAAUCCCCAAAUGAUGAAGAUGCAGCCUCAGACCAGGAGAACAUGGACCCAAACCUCUGAGCCUUGGCUGUAAAGAGAAGACAAAGAAUGAUCUCCCCAACCUCUAGCUCCCUAGUGGGCCAAGGUCCCAGGGAAUAACUGGGGGAGGGGGCCAGUGUCCCUCUGUUCCUUCUUGGGGAUUCUCCACCUCCUGGCAGGGCUAAAGGAAGCGAGCUUCCCAACACCUACCAGCUGUGCCACAAUUUGUCCUGAAUAAGCUACUUCCAGGAUCAGAAGUAACCCUUUCUGUGCCAGUUGGGAAUGGGUUCAGUGGUGUCAGAGGACGAAACUUUCGGCAAAGACUAGACAUACAGCCACAGAAUCCUGAAUGUCCCUCCUUCUAGGUUGCAGAAGGGAAAGGCAGCAAAGACAGAUGCUUCAGGGAGCCACAUCAGGCCUCUCCAGCCAGGGUCCAUUUUAUGUUGCUAUAACAAAACACCUAAGGGUGAGAUAUUUUAUAAAGAAAAGAAAGUUUGUUGGUGGGCAUGGUGGUACAUGUCUGUAAUCCCAGCAACUCAGGGAUUACAGGGAGGCUGAAGCGACAGGAUUGCAAGUUUGAGAGCCUCAGCAACUAAGCAAGGUCCUAAGCAAUUUAGCAAGAACCUGUCUCAAAAUAAGAAAUUUUUAAAAGGGCUGGGUAUGUAGCUAAGUGGUUAAGCACUGCUGGGUUCAAUCUCUACUACCAAAAAAAAAAAGAGAGUGAGAGAGAGGUUUGUUUAGCCUACAGUUCUGGAGACUCAAGAGCAUGUUGCCAGCAUCUGCUGAGCUCUGGUAGGUCUUCUUGGCAGAUGAUCAAAUGGCAGGGGGACAUGCUAGCAUGAUCACAGGGCAUGUGAAACAAGAAGCAAGAGAUGGGCCAGGUGAGAUGGGCACCUAUAAUCCCAGCGACUCAGGAGGCUGACCUAGAGCCUGGAUUGCGUGGAGAGCUCUGGGCCGUGUGUUUGCUAGUAGUCAAGCCUGUGUGGCCUUCCCCAGGCCUGCAGGAGUCCAGCUUCAGCAACUUGGCAAGACCCUGUCUCAAAAUAAAAAAUAAAAAGGGCGGGGGAUGUAGCUCAGUGGCAGAGCACCCCUGGAUUCAAUUCCGGUACAAAAAAAAAAGCAAGAAAUGGGGAAGAGUCUGGCUUGCUCUUUUCAUAACAACUGCUCUGGAGGGAACUGAUCCACUCCUCCCACACCUGACUUACUCCUGUGGGACAGCAUUAAUCCACUGAGAGGGCAGUGCCCGCAUGACUUAAUUACCUUCUGCCAUACCUACAUUUUAAAGAUUAUAUCACCUCAGCACCACUACACUGGAGACCAAACUUCCAGUACAUAAACCUGGAGGAGACUCAUACCAGGUACAGGACAAAGAUAGAGAACACAACUUGAGUUAUCUCCACAGCUGGGCUCAGCCUAGCACGGCCCAGAGCAAACACCCUCCUGAGCCUUACCUGAGAACAUACGCCAGUCAAAUGUGUGCCCAUACACACACACACACACACACACACACACACACACACACAAACACACACACACUUAUUUUAGUUGUAGGUAAACACAAUACCUUCAUUUUACUUAUUUUUGUGUGAUGUUGAGGAUCAAACCCAAGGCCUCACACGUGCUAGGCAAGCGCUCUACCACUGAGCCACAACCCCAGCCGUCCAUGUGCCCAUAUUUUAAGGUGCUUUUUGCAGGGGAAAUAGUGUUCUGGGGCACUGAAAUGGUUGUUCCUGGGUUGUGUUUAUUUCAGCA